This is a messenger RNA of Photinus pyralis (common eastern firefly), 762 nucleotides long. RefSeq names its product cytochrome c oxidase subunit 6A1, mitochondrial-like. The record is from RefSeq and is a predicted model, not a curated record. Gene Ontology annotation, molecular function: enzyme regulator activity. NCBI's taxonomy places the organism in Eukaryota, Metazoa, Arthropoda, Insecta, Coleoptera, Lampyridae. Gene Ontology annotation, cellular component: mitochondrial inner membrane. The transcript is spliced from 3 exons. Gene Ontology annotation, biological process: mitochondrial electron transport, cytochrome c to oxygen. The coding region runs from base 329 to 703 and encodes 124 amino acids.
AAAAAAACAAACUUCAGAUUUUCGAUCGAAUUAUGCAAAAUUUGAGUUUUGAGAAAUUAUUUUCCUUAAUUCUAGGAAGAACCAAGGUACAUGACGGCAAGCAAACAACAUCUCCAGAACCGCCGGUAGAAAAUUUGGCGAAAGAGGAAUGCAAUAAGCCUGAACCGUCAGCCUUGUAUCGUAAUAUUUUCCUGUGUCUGGCCAUACUGUUCGCACUAAACCGAAUAAUUACCCUACUCCUUGCCGGUUUGGACUUGGAGCGAUCGGAGACACUUUUAAAUUCACUCCUUGGGAAAGUGGCGAGAUCUAAACAGAAUCUUUAGCCGAAAUGUCUCGAUUUCCCCUUACCAGAAUUCUAAGAACAAUGUCGACAUGUAAACCGCCGCCUACCCCGUCGAAAUGCCCACCACCAUGUCCACCUCCCGCCGAAGAAAUCAUCUACGGACCAUCCUCGUACCACCCGUACCCCGAAGGAGGGCACAAGAUCUACAAGAGGAUCUUUUUCCUACUCUGCGUGCCCGCGGUGGCCGUGACGGCCGUCUGCACUUUUUGCGACAAGGAAGAGCCGGAGAGGCCGGAAUUUGUUAAGUAUUCGUACUUGAGACUGAGGACCAAAAGGUACCCUUGGGGCGACGGGAAUAAGACGUUCUUUCAUAAUCCGCGUACGAACGCGUUACCCGAUGGUUACGAAGAUGAAGAAUAAUACUAUAUAGCUCGACUAUGUGUAAAUUUAGGGGUAAUAAAAUGCAAUUUUUGAAUCUU